Messenger RNA from Galdieria sulphuraria, 2468 nucleotides. Its product is annotated as histone-lysine N-methyltransferase. The transcript is spliced from 5 exons. Gene Ontology annotation, biological process: chromatin remodeling. Lineage: Eukaryota; Rhodophyta; Bangiophyceae; Galdieriales; Galdieriaceae. The record is from RefSeq and is a predicted model, not a curated record. Gene Ontology annotation, molecular function: histone methyltransferase activity; protein binding. Bases 40 to 2442 code for a protein of 800 amino acids.
AAUUGUUAUUUUCCAAGUUACAAUUUUUUGAGCGCUCUCAUGUCAGACGGCUCUUUAGAAAAGCUUUUGCAAGGAGACAGCCAUCACAAGUUUCGAAGAACCCCACUACAAGUAUUAAAAGAACUUUUAGAGGAAAAUUUGUCUGCCAGACUGUUGAGCGCGGAGAAGCGCAAGCAGUUCGAGAAGUGUAGCUUCCUUUGCGACUUCGUAAUAACCGUAUGGGACGAGAUUCACAAACGUUGUAAGAAUGAUCCUGAACUAGAGGAAGCAAACGUUUUGCGUAUUCUGGAUCAGAGUGCUUUCCUAAUAGCUAGUUUUCUGAAAUACAAAAACUUUGAAGUUUUUGAAAAGGCGGGUCCGUCUUUGUCAAUGUCGUUGCGUGGACUUGAAGGGGAUUUUCUUCAUCAGACUGUAAACAAUAUUAUUUGUUUCUUGAGAGCUGUCGGUGUGAAGUUACAGGAAACCCCUGAACACGAUAUUUCAGCAGAAGCAAUUUGGGAGUUUCUGAGCUCUGCUUCUAUGGCUUUACUAAAAGAGUUAGAUGGACAGAAAGUGAGACUUGAAUAUCUUUUCGAAACGUUUAGUGUCCGACAGUCCGACAGUGUUUCCGAAGCUAAUGUUCUAUUCUACGGAAUACUUGAAAGGAGGAUCAGUCUUCUAAAGAAGGUUAUUGAAGAAAAUCGACGAAAGUUUAUGAGCCGCUUUGCUGACUUGACUGCCAAUCGACAGUAUGUGUCUCCGUUUAGGGUUGCUCCAGAGGGAAGAACUAUUAGCGUUGCUUUCAGUGAAAAGUUUAGUAAGAAUACAUCCUCCAAAGUAGUUGCAAAAACUGCAGUAACUGUCAUGAGCAAAAUUGAGAGGCUUCCUUAUGAAUAUUUUACGUGGGUACCCUUGAAAACCAAUUACAAAGUAAACGAAAUUGACCUGAGAAACGAACCGAUAUCCUUACCUUUUUUGGAGGACAACAUUCAAAGUGAGAUUUAUACGAAGUUGUUGAAGCAAAACUCCCCGUUGGUGGAAAGUGACUUAUUUCCGCAGAACGCCAAUCGAAUGAAUACUGAAAGGUUUUCCUUGGCAGAUAAGGUACGUUUUGACUUUCUCUGUACACUUACGUUACUAAUUUUGGAGAAAAAUCAUUCUGUUUCAGCAGAUCAUAUGUGCACUUACUCAAGUGUAUGUCCAGAAACAUAUCUCCCUCUGAUAGGGACUGUGCCGAAGAAUCUUUUACCGAUUAAUGGAGACACUACUGCUGAAUUCCUUUUUUCUCGCCUGUUUGAGGGAAGGAACUAUGAAAGACCCACCGUUCAAAAAUUAGAUUCGUGCUUGAAUAAUUCAGAACAAGCGCAAGAUCUUGGAACAGUUCUUAGAAAGUGGUUUUGUAGAAAGUGCUAUACCUACGCUUGCGGAGAACAUCUUCCUACAGAAGUUUCUUUACCUCAGAAAUUUUUCAAUCUUGCGUAUGAAGCAAAUGCCACACCAGUUUUAUCUCCGCCUUGUCUGAAUGGUUGCGUAUUUAAUGUAGAAGCACCGUCGUGGUACGGUGUUCGUUGUCACGUUUGGACAAAUGAAGAUGUUGUGGCUUUUAAAAGCUUUUUGAGAGUUUUUGGAAACAACUGGUGUGACAUAGCCACCGUAUUCUUUCAAAAACACAGUUGCUAUGAGUGUGCAUUCUUUGCAGAGUCUAAUAGCUCAUUUAGAAAAAAAGCAACAAAGAAGAAUGGCCAACGUAAGAAGAAUCAGAGCAAUCGCAAUUCCACCGUGAUUAUCAUGGAUCAUAUACAUUGCUCUCAUGAUGACGACUGUAAUUCUGAAAACUGCUCAUGCAAGAAGCAAGAGUUAAAAUGCGAAAAGUACUGUCCUUGUUAUCUUCUUUCACAAGGCAACUGUCGAAAUUCAUCUACAUGUUGUUUCUGCGAGAAUGGAAAAUGUUUGAAUGGACAAUGUCCUUGUUUUAUAGAAAAUCGUGAGUGUGAUCCGGACAGAUGUUCAUGUUUUGCACGACUUCGAAAGAAAGGUACAUGGGAUGAAAGUAUAUAUACCUGCAAAAAUAUCGGAAUACGUACCAAAGCCCAUAAAAGGUUGUUCAUUGCUCGGUCAGAUUAUCAUGAAGGUGGUUGGGGCUUGUUCAUUACCGAGCCAGUUGAAAAACACGAGUUUAUUUGUGAGUAUAAAGGUGAACUUGUGAGUCUCGAUGAGUGUGAAAGACGUGAAAAAUCGUAUCAAGCCAUGACAGACAUGACAUUCGUCUUCAAAAGAGGAGAAGUUUAUAUUGACGCGACCAGAAAGGGUGGAAAAGCAAGAUUUGCAAAUGAACCAGGAACAAAAGCACUUCCAAACUGUUAUAGUCGCUACAAGCGUACUAUGGGAGAUAUACGUGUUGGUAUAUACGCUGAUAGAAAUAUUCAAGCAGGUGAAGAAAUUUUAUUCAAAUAUGAAUGCUGAGCUAUUCAAAAUUACUAAUAUUAUAA